GGGCCCGCUCGGAGUCACGUGGCCUCGUGCGCUGCCGGGCUGUGAGGACGCCAAGAUGGCGGCCAGCAACUACUACAGCUUCCCUCACGGCGCCGCCGGGCCGCAGUACAGCACUCCGCCAGCUACAGCUUAUUCACAUCCAACCACUGUACCAAGCUACACCAUCCAGCAAACUCCUGGGGUGGAACAUCCUGUAACACCAUCUUAUGCUCCUGCAGCCCAGGCUGCCAGACCAUUUGCUACUCAUGUCUAUGGAGUGUACCAGACGCAUUCAGGACCGGACUAUGGUUACAGAACACCGCAACAGGAACCUACCCCCCAGCCUACCACAGCACCAAACUACCAGGAUAAUUACAAUUAUGGACGAUCUCCAUCUGCAAGUAGCUAUGGGAGCAAACAGUACUAUCAGCCACCUGCUCCCCAACCUCAGCAUACUGUCACAGAUUCUUACUACCCAUCGAGUUCCAAAGGCAGCUAUGGUCAAUCUACUGUAUAUAAUCCAAGCCAGCCUGAGAGGCAGGUGACUGCAAUUAAGCCAGUUCAAGCAACAAGUUCCACACCUACAAGCUAUAAUACCUACCCAGCAGUGACAACGGUUCACCAGAAUACAUCUGCCUCCCCCAUUUCUUCAUAUACUCCCUCCUCUUUAUAUACCUCCACUUCUGUACCUUAUUCUGGGUCAAAUUAUCCCAAUUAUGAUGCCACAACAUACACAGCAGCUACUACUUACUAUCAACCACCUCAGCAGGCCCAAGCCCAACAGCAGCCACCACCCUUGUCACAGCAACCAAAAACCACAAGCUCUUCUUCAUGGAGCAGCACAGGGAACAGCGCUAACAACAGCUCAAACAACAGCUUCAACAAGAAACCACUUUUUCAAAACAAGCAGCUGAAACCCAAAGGACCACCUAAACAACCUCAGCUUCACUACUGUGACAUUUGCAAGAUCAGUUGUGCUGGUCCCCAGACUUACCGGGAGCACUUAGAAGGACAAAAGCACAAAAAGAAAGAGGCAGCUCAGAAAACAGGGAACCAGGUGAACACUGGCCCUCGUGGCAUGCAGACACAGCUUCGAUGUGAGCUCUGUGAUGUGUCCUGUACAGGAGCAGAUGCAUAUGCAGCACAUAUCAGAGGAGCCAAGCAUCAAAAGGUUGUUAAGCUGCAUACUAAAUUGGGAAAGCCCAUCCCUUCAAUAGAGCCUAUAGUAGUGAACUCUGGUUCAGAUCCUACCGUCACCACAGCAAGUAACCCAGUUGCCCAUGCCCCUACAGCAGUAUCUGUUGCACCAACGAAGCCAACAGCUGUAGCAACUAACAGUGCAAGCAACACAGGCAAGCUAGUGGCAGUGAAGAAACUAGUCACAUCCAAGAUAACAUUUACAGGGACUAAUAAGAUUCAGGCAACAAGCAUCAAACUAGAGGAAUCAAAGGUGUUACAACCGAAAUCAGAGCUACCAAAUGAACAUGAUAGCUCUGGGGAUGGCUCUGGAGUAUUACUUGAUAUACAACCUGUUGGACAUGACUAUGUGGAAGAGGUACAAAAUGAUGAAGGCAAAAUGAUCCGGUUUCACUGCAAGCUCUGUGAAUGCAGUUUCAAUGAUCCUAAUGCAAAGGACAUGCAUUUAAAGGGGCGUAGACAUCGACUGCAAUACAAGAAGAAAGUGAAUCCAGAUCUUCCAGUUGAGAUCAAGCCUAGUAACAGAGCUCGGAAAAUGCACGAGGAAAAGAUGAAGAAACAAAAACAGAAGGAUCUGAUAAAGAGACACAGAGAGGAAGAACAGCGUUGGCACAUGGAAAUGAGGCGGUAUGAAGAGGAAAUGUACUGGUGGCAAGUAGAGGAAGAGCAAUUAUACUGGGAAGAGCAACGGCGUCGGAUGGCUGUAGACUGGCAUCCACCCCCACUUAUGGGCAGGCCUGGCAUGGCUGUUCCACUUUUCUUGUCUACUAGAUGUCCAGAUUCUUCAAAUGACCGUCACAUCAUGACAAAGCACUCUAGCAUCUACCCAACAGAAGAAGAGCUGCAGGCCAUCCAGAAAGUAGUCUCCCAUUCUGAACGUGCACUUAAGCUCGUCUCUGAUUCAUUUACAGAGCAAGAAUCUGAAAAAGAGGAAGAAAAUGAAGAGAGAGGAAAAGCAGACGAUGUGCCCCGAAUUCUGAAAGGUGUAAUGCGAGUUGGCAUUCUGGCAAAAGGGCUUUUACUUCGAGGAGACAGGAAUGUUCAUCUGAUCUUAUUGUCUGCCCAGAAACCUACGAUCUCUCUCUUACAGAAUAUCACAGAGCAGCUGCCCAAGCAACUUUCAGUAAGGACAUUAACUGAGGACAAGUAUGAAGUUUCAUCUGAUGCUGCAGAAGCGACUAUAGUCAUCUCAUCAUGCAAGGAACCAAAAAUGCAGGUCACAAUUUCAGUUACAUCUCCCCUCAUGAGAGAAGACACUCCUGUUGACAAAGAAGAAGCAACAGAAUCUCAGCCUGACCCCUGCGAUGUUUUGAGCCAGCAUAAAUGUCUAGAAUCAUUGGCUGCCCUCCGUCAUGCUAAAUGGUUCCAGGCUAGAGCUAAUGGUCUGCAGUCUUGUGUAAUUAUCAUCAGGAUUCUGAGAGACCUUUGCCAGCGUGUACCAACCUGGGGGGCACUACCAGACUGGGCAAUGGAACUUCUUGUAGAAAAGGUUUUAAGCAGUGCAUCAAGUCGUCUAAGACCUGGUGAUGCCAUGCGACGAGUUCUCGAAUGUGUAGCCACAGGAACACUCUUGAUGGAUGGACCUGGACUACAAGAUCCCUGUGAGAAAGACAAAAUGGAUGCUUUAGAAACAAUGACCAGUCAAGAACGAGAAGAUGUUACAGCCAGUGCACAGCAUGCUUUAAGAAUGCUAGCUUUCAGGCAGAUACACAAAGUACUUGGAAUGGACCCUUUGCCACCUCCUAAAAAUAGACUUAAUGAACGCAACAGAAAAAGGAGACGAGACGUCAGUGAGACGACAGAGGGCGAGGGCGACGGGAAGAAAGACAAAAAAGAGGAAGAUGACAGUGAUGCCUAACCACUGCUGUGGCAGUCAUCAGGACAAAGUUCACAUUGCUUUAAUUUUUAAUAUAGAAGCUGCUGUUUCGUCUGACAUUUGACAAUUGUACUAUUUUUUUCCUUGAAAUAAUGUAUUGUAGGUGUUUUAAAUGGUGCUUAAAUCAUUGCUGAAAUUGCAUCAUUCCACAGUGGUAAAGUUGCUCUGGCAACAGUUCUUCUUCUAUUAUGUCCCUUCCUAUCCACCCCACUACAAAAGAAAGUACCCAUAGCAGAACAGGUGGACUAAGGCAGGCAUUUUUUUUAAAUCUGACAUCUCUUGUAAGCUCAUAAAUGCCCCAUUACAUGUGAAGCAGGGGUGUCAAACUCAGCUGCUAUCCCAGGCUGGAUCCAGAUCCAGAAGCUCUGGCCACCACCAUGUGCCAGAGCCAGAGCUGCUACUGCUGUCAUGCCAUAGUGGCAGCUCCAGCUCUGCCUCCACCACAAGUCACACAGCAGGGUGCUGGCAGCUGGGGGAGGUAGAGCCAUGGCAGUGAUGACAGGCAACACAGCUGUGGUGGGGGCGACUGGAGCUCUGUCAGCCCUUGAUUGCUCUCCUGCCACUGAUCACCAGGCCCACUGAGGUCUAAGAGCCCCAGAUUCUGCAGCAGUCUGCUUCCCCAGCCCCCUACCAGGCAUGCCCCCAAACCUGCUGGUAGCCCAGCAGGCUAGACAGAGGAGCUCUGUGGGCUGGAUUUGGCCUGCAGGCUGCAUGUUUAACACCCUUGAUGUAAAGAAAAGCACAGGAUUAUCGUAUUAGUGUCUUUAAAGAUGCUUCCUUGUUCACUUUAGAUUUUCAGCCUCAAAUUGGAGUACAUUUCUAACCUGAUCUAGAGUGUCUGAAUGGACAAAAUUAUGGGGGUUGGGAGGGGCUCUUGCACUUUAUGAGCUCCCAUUUUGGAGCAGUACAGAGGUACAUAAGCCACUUUCUUAGCUAUUUUGGGGUGGGGAAAAAAAGCCAACUUAUAAGUGACAGUUGGAAGUGGAAAUGAACCUGCAGAAAUAGCAGAGUAUUAAAUAUUUAAUUGCCUUGGAUUUGCAGUUCUCCAUUAGACACGGUAUGCUUUAAAACAUCUCUGUAACAUGCUACCUAAAAAUUAAAAAAUAAUAGUUUCUCUUGUUUAGUACUGUGGUUAAAAACUUUGCAGUUUUCUUUAGAGAGUGUUAAAUAUCUUCCAGCAGAAAUGACAGCCUGACUAAGUGCCACAUUAAACCAUCAGAAGUGGUAACAGAAUCAGAGUGCUAACUUUCUAAUACAUGUUGUUUAAUAGUAUCACCUAACCACAGGGAGAUUCUCUGUGUCUCAAUGAGUGCCUUCUAAAGAGAAGUGGCCAGGACUCUCGCAAUGAAAAGCUAUUCCGUAGUGUCUGAGGACCUUUCCUUUCCUUUCCUUUCCUUUCCUUUCCUUUCCUUUCCUUUCCUUUCCUACAGUUUUAACUCUUGUCAGUUUGUGCAGGCAGGAAUCUCUCAAAAAUAGAAAAUUCCCAGGCACUGAUGGACUUACUGUUGUAGUCUACCACUUCACAAAACCUGACGCUGAGCAAAUGAGGGUGUCUUUAAUUCCAUAGAGGGAAAUGGGGAUAAAGGAAUUGGUCUUGGCCUUUGGGUGGAAUUUUCUCACUCUUUAGAUGCCUAAAUGGCACUUAAUAGCUGUGUAAAUGGUAUUUUUGGCAUGUAUGCACAGUGUGCAGUUCUGUUACCAAUGUGUCUGCAUGGCUACCAAGAGUGCAUAGUAGUGUAUGCACUAGCCAGGCAGCAAACACACCCACAUCCUGGAAAAAGCAAGGCAUUAUUGUGUUAUAAUCUCAGUAGGUAAGGGGUUAAGGCAUUCUUGCAGGAAACAGGAUGAUGGGUUCUAGACCCUUCCAUCAUCUGUGUCCCUCUGAUGUCAUCACAUACUGCUUUAAAACACCACAUGCCUGAUUAGGCAUUUUCCAAGCUUUCCUCCAGCAGCACCCUCAGAUGCAUCCCGUCCAACCCCAUGGACAUGUACAUGUUCAGUUUUUCUAAAUAGUCCCUAAUCUGUUCUUUUGCCACUGAUGGCUACUUACCUCCUCCCCAAACUAUGCUGCCAGGUGCAGUAAUCUGGGAGCUGACAUUGCCUGUGAAGACUCAGGUGGAAAAAGAAUUGAGCACUUCAGCCUUUGCUGCACCCCCUGUGACUAGGUGGCCUCCCCCAUUUUGUGAAGGACCCACACUUUCCCUGAUCCUUCUCUGAUCCUCCAUGUGGAUACUUAGGCAUCUAUACUGCAAGGGUAACAUAAUCAAAUUGUGCAUAAAUGCCAACAAUGUCAUUUACACAGUUGGUGAGUGCCCUAUAGGCACAUAAAGUGUAAUGAAUUUAGGCCUUGGUGUAUAACCAGCAAGCCCUGCUGGGAAAGCUGAGAGCCUAGAGCUGGACAGGCCAUACUAUUCGAACUAAGCUGUAUGUGGCAGGUUUCUCAGCUGGUUGCACAAUGCAUUUGAUAAGAAAGACCUUUCUUGAUAGUAUUGUGAUUUAUUGUCACUUAACACAGUUUGUUUGGUUAUUUUACCUUAUAAGUGUUUAAAGGACAGCCUGUAAUGUGGCUUUAACAUUUGAUUGUCUUUGUAGUGCUAUCCAGUUAAAAGGAGACAAUUUUAAACAAAUAAAGGAGUGCUAUGCUUCCA
Alligator mississippiensis (American alligator) is the source of this 5700-nucleotide messenger RNA. It is a transcript of the gene ZFR2, whose product is annotated as zinc finger RNA binding protein 2. Gene Ontology annotation, cellular component: precatalytic spliceosome. The transcript has 19 exons. Bases 56 to 3034 code for a protein of 992 amino acids. NCBI's taxonomy places the organism in Eukaryota, Metazoa, Chordata, Crocodylia, Alligatoridae. The record is from RefSeq and is a predicted model, not a curated record. Gene Ontology annotation, molecular function: double-stranded RNA binding; zinc ion binding; single-stranded RNA binding.